Messenger RNA from Meloidogyne enterolobii, 1426 nucleotides. Lineage: Eukaryota; Metazoa; Nematoda; Chromadorea; Rhabditida; Meloidogynidae. The record is from the annotation of a GenBank genome assembly.
UCAUAGUCGCCUCCUCCGAAAUAAAGCUUGAUUUUAUUUUUCUCCCAGACUCCGUUUGCAAGCGGAAGUCUGGGAGAACAAGGCGUCUCGUUUUUCUCGGUUUUGUUUCUUAAGUCGAUUUGUGUUAAAGAUUUUAUAUAUGAGUUCUUUAUCAGUAGUUUUAUGAUCUUUAAAGAUUUAAAAAUUAGAUGCUAUAAUGGUAAAUCCAGCUGGAUAUGAUGCUAAAGUUCAGCAAUUGUUGGAAGAGUGCAAAAUUUCCACAAAAUUAGUGAAUUACAUUGAAAAUUUUAAUUACCCCUAUGUUAAUGAUGUGCAAUUAUUUUAUGAACAAUUAUUGAAAAUUGGGCAAGGAACGUUCGGGGAAGUUUUCAAGGCAAGAUGUAAAAGAACUGGACAAUUUGUUGCUCUGAAAAAAAUUUUAAUGGAAAAUGAAAAGGAAGGGUUUCCAAUUACUGCAUUACGUGAAAUAAAAAUGCUUAAGCUUCUUCGACAUCCGAAUAUAACUGAAUUAAUCGAUGUCUGCACUUGCAAGCAAAAGAAUGCAAGAGAACGUUUUUCAUUUUAUUUGGUUUUUACUUUUUGUGAACAUGAUUUAGCUGGACUACUUAGUAAUCAAAAAAUAAAAUUCAGUUUAGUUGAAAUUAAAACAAUGGCUAAGCACAUUCUCGAAGGCUUGAACAAAAUUCACAAAAGCAAUAUUUUACAUAGAGAUAUGAAAUCAGCAAAUGUAUUAAUAACUGCAGGAGGAGUUCUUAAACUAGCAGAUUUUGGGUUAGCUCGAUUGAUGAUUAAACAACAAGAUUACCGAUAUACAAAUCGCGUCGUCACACUUUGGUAUAGACCGCCUGAAUUGUUACUUGGUUCUAGUAGUUAUGGACCUUCAAUUGAUAUUUGGGGAGCUGGAUGUAUAAUUUCUGAACUUUGGACUAGGUCUCCAAUUUUACAGGGGAAUACUGAACAAGAACAAUUAAUUAGGAUUGCUAAAUUGUGUGGAUCAAUAAAUUGUCAGACAUGGGAAGGAUGUGAAGCUUUACCUUUAUAUUCAAAAUUAAAAGCAAGUGGUUCUGAAAUGCAUUCUGCUUUGAAUAACGCCCUGCCACAAAACUAUCCACGUCGAGUUAGAGAGAAAUUGUUAAUGUUUCUUGAGCACAACGAGCAAGCGAUUUCUCUUAUUGAUCAAAUGUUAUCUCUUCCUCCAGAACGACGACCGACAGCUGAAGAAGCACUCGACCAUAAUUUCUUUUGGGAAGCUCCACUUUCUGCUGAAAAUAUUAAAGGCCUUGUUGACAAGCUUAAAGGGGUUUGGUUUAAUAUUUUGAAUUUAUUUUUGCAUUUGUUUUUAGACGAAUUUGUUCGAAUAUACUUCUGGAUGUGGUGCUCAUGCAAACAGGAAAAGACCUAUAGCUCCUGCUGCUCCUACUCAUAA